Molecule: messenger RNA, 948 nt
Organism: Exserohilum turcica Et28A
Lineage: Eukaryota; Fungi; Ascomycota; Dothideomycetes; Pleosporales; Pleosporaceae
Exons: 3
Coding region: 27-821 (264 amino acids)
Molecular function (GO): NADH dehydrogenase activity
Source: RefSeq, a predicted model, not a curated record
GCCUCCCGCCCGCAGCACAACCCACCAUGGCCUCGAGACUGGUCCCUUUUGCAUGCCGACUGGCCCCACGCGCCGCGCGACCGUUCCAGAGGCCUCAAUGGCGGCCGUUCAGCGUGUCGCGCCCGGCGGCGAGUGAGGGCGGCUCUCUCAACGUCCACCGCGACACGCCGCAGAACAACGCCAAGAUCCCCUUCUCUUUCACGCCGCAGAAUGAGGAGCUCAUCAAGGAAAUCGUCUCGCGAUACCCCUCGCAGUACAAAAAGGCCGCCGUCAUGCCGCUGCUCGACCUCGGCCAGCGCCAGCACGGCUUCUGCAGCAUCAGCGUCAUGAACGAGGUUGCGCGCAUCCUCGAGAUGCCGCCCAUGCGUGUCUACGAGGUCGCCACCUUCUACACCAUGUACAACCGCGAUCCCGUGGGCAAGUACCACGUCCAGGUCUGCACAACGACCCCAUGCAUGCUCUGUGACAGCGAUUCCGUCAUGAAGGCGGUCGAGGAUGUACUCGGCAUCCACCACGGCGAGACGACGUCAGACGGGCUCUUCACAUUUACCGAGGUCGAGUGCCUGGGCGCCUGUGCCAACGCCCCCAUGGUCCAGAUCAACGACGAUUACUACGAGGACCUCACAUACGACUCGACAGUCAACCUGCUCAAGGCGCUCAAGCACUCUUCCCAGGCCACGGGCGGAAGCGCAGGUAGCCUCAAGGUGCCGUCGCCAGGCCCAUUGAGUGGACGGAGCACUUGCGAGCCUGCCGGUGGCUUGACCAGCUUGACCAGCGAGCCCUGGGGCAACGAGACGCUGAGGAAGGACGGUGCUCUGUAGGGGAAAUGAAAAUUAGGCUGUAAAUACCAUUUUUCUCGCAUUCCGAGUAAUCAGUCUUGGGGUGUGUCACUACAGCAUCCAUGUCUAAUAUAUCUAACAGCAAGAAACUAUAUCCACACCUACAACC